Messenger RNA from Geodia barretti, 804 nucleotides. The record is from the annotation of a GenBank genome assembly. Lineage: Eukaryota; Metazoa; Porifera; Demospongiae; Tetractinellida; Geodiidae.
AUGCCCGAUCAGGGCCUGUGCGUACAGGUAUUUGGCAAGGUUGACGAUAAUGACGUAGAGAUCCUGCGCUUUGACUGCUUCGAUCAGUUGCCUCAUUACCACUAUGGCCCCGCUAACAACAACAUUCGGUUGAACAUGGACAAGACCACCGUUGGCACCCCCUUCGGCUGGACCAUGGGCCACCUUCGGACCAAGCUCCCCGAGAUGAUUCGCCGCUCCGGUUACGAGGCCUUGGCCGACGCCGUGGCAGCCAAUCCUGUCUCGGAAUCUACCCUGGACGAGAUCGAGGCCCAGGGCCGCCAGAUGGCCGUAAACCAGCGCCGCACGGUAGCGCAUAAGUUCGAGCGAAUGCUGGAAGACGAUGUUUACACCGUCGGCAACCUGCGCAUCGGACUGGAAUACCGGUUUGCUGGCAAUUCCGAAGGUCUCGCGAUUCACGUCCUUUCCGACGUGGCCGACCAGACCGUGGAGCUGUUGGCCUUCGACUGCUUCCUUAACGGCCCCCACUAUCACUACGGUCCCCGGAACCAGGACAUUCGCAUUUACUGGGACACCACCACCUCCGGCGAGACCUUGCGCUGGACGCUGGACCAGUUCUAUGCCGGCAACCUGAGGGGUAUGAUCGAGCGCGCAGGUUACCCCACCAUCGCCAAUGAUGUUGACGAGAACCUGCUCCAGGCCACCAUGCCUGCCAUCGAAAAGCGUGCCCUCGAGUUGGUCGAGGAAAACCGUGGUGGCAAUGAUCCCAAGGCCGCCCUGUUGAAGGAAAUCGAGACCCUGCGGGAGCGCGUCGCUGCCCUGUAG